UAUAUUUAUAACUUAUAACAACGUUAUAUUAUUUGCUUUUUUACUUCGUAUUUUUGGUCAGCGCAUUUGUCUUCUUUUUGUAUAUUGGACAUAACAAUGAUGUUGACGGGGGAAGGGGAAGUUUAAUGAUUAAAGGUAAAUUUUUCUUCACAGCCCAAGCUUUAUUUAAGCCUUUCUCCCGCUCUCACAGCCCUCGUCCUUUUAUUAGUGUUUCGUUUGUUAUCAACAAAAAUAAAACAAACAAACAAAAAUAUUUUGUACAACUGCAUAAAAUUAAAAUCCGCAAAAUACUGUCACUAUUUACAAUUGGUCCUUGCAGUGUAAUCAGGCUUUAAAAACGGUGGACAUUUAAAAAAUCUCGUAUCUUUCGAAAAUCUCGGUGUAAAAAAAAAAAAAAAAAAAAAAAAAAAAAAAUUCAAUCGAAUGCAAGUCACACUAGAAAUGAACUGUCUUGUUCGUGCUCUAUAGAAAAACCUUUGAGCCACCCUUUUAUUAAUUCUCCCCUCACUUCGCUUAAUCGAUCUGCACUAAAACGACCGUCCCGCUUUUAUUUCCGGCCCCCUCCCCCUCCUUUCUUUUAAGAACUCGAGAGUAAACAAUAUGACAGUUGCCUGAUUUGUUGAAACGUACUGAUAAUCGGUGUCCGUUUUUGAAAUUCAUUAUUUUGUUAGUUAUUUUUUUUUUUGCCCUCCUUUUUUCGCAUUGUUUUUUGUUUUUGUUUUUUGUUAUUAUUAAUAUCUUUUGAAAUUUCCGGUCAUAACAUAGAACUACUUUGCUUAACUGUUUUUACUUGUUACUUUUAACUACGCAUUAAAUAUUGUGCUUUUUGGCGUGUCGCUUUCAAAGCAAAUGGUUACCGACAUUUUAAUGGAACAAUUAGUCAACCAAUUACAAUGGUUUGCCAUCCAAUGUGACUACAUAAAUACGAUUAGUUUUCAUUUGAAAACCGUAUUCAGCGCAAGUGGUGUUGUGAGUUAAAAUAUUCGUUGCUACAAUAUAAAACAGCAAAAUAGAAAAAUGUUUAGCAAAGUCAUUUUGAUCGCCUCAGUCAUUUUGGCAGUCACCGCCAACGAGCGAUGGCAAUCAGAUGAUUAUGUUGAACCUCAUAAAGAAUAUGUACCCGAGAACGGAUACGAAAGUCAAUACGGAUCUAAUAACGAGUAUCACCCUAAGAAUGGUUACAAACCAAAGAAAGCUUAUUGCUUAGGUGUUGACGUCACUAACGACUGCAUAUAUCGCGCUGAUAACAACUACGCUAUCGAUGACAAGCCAAGAUCUGGAUACGUAGCUUGCGUUAACAAAAGUGCCAUAUGUAUGCCUUGUCCAUACGGAUUGGUUUUCUGUUCCAAAGCUGGCUACAAAGGUCUCGGACAAUGUCUCGGCAAAUACGACGAAUGCCCACCUCGCUCAUAUUAAUGAUGUAUACAAGAAGCUAUUUAUAUAAACAAUUUGUAAAACCUAUUUAACUUGUUUUUCAUUUUUAUUAAAUUAACACCGUA
Hydra vulgaris (swiftwater hydra) is the source of this 1499-nucleotide messenger RNA. RefSeq names its product periculin-1-like. Gene Ontology annotation, molecular function: chitin binding. The record is from RefSeq and is a predicted model, not a curated record. NCBI's taxonomy places the organism in Eukaryota, Metazoa, Cnidaria, Hydrozoa, Anthoathecata, Hydridae.